Molecule: messenger RNA, 1612 nt
Organism: Scomber japonicus (chub mackerel)
Lineage: Eukaryota; Metazoa; Chordata; Actinopteri; Scombriformes; Scombridae
Gene: ptgr2
Product: prostaglandin reductase 2
Exons: 8
Coding region: 202-1245 (347 amino acids)
Biological process (GO): prostaglandin metabolic process
Molecular function (GO): 15-oxoprostaglandin 13-reductase [NAD(P)+] activity
Source: RefSeq, a predicted model, not a curated record
ACACCGACCUUUUAGGUAAUGAAAACACCGUGUGUACAGUAGGUUAUACAAGUAGUUAGCCAUUAUUACACGUGCAACACCCCCAGCCACACACUUUUAUGAAACUGAACCCAUACUGAACUCAUAAAGGCUGGACGUUUUGUUGCCAGGUCUGGUUUUCAAAGGUACCUCUCAGAUAUCAAGGUACGCUGUUCGUGAAGGAUGCAUGUGCAGAGAGUCGUUCUCAACUCCCGACCUGGUAAAGACGGGGUGCCAGGUCCUGAAAAUUUCCGCCUGGAGGAGAUUAGUUUAACACCUGAGCUGAAAGAUGGGGAGGUUCUUGUUCGGACGAAUUACCUCUCAGUCGACCCUUACAUGCGAUGCAGAAUGAAUGAAGACACCGGCGCUGACUACCUGACUGCAUGGCAGCUGUUGGAGUGUUUGGAUGGUGGAGGUGUCGGCGUGGUUGAAUCCAGCUGCUGCAGUUCAUGCAGUGAGGGAGAUGUGGUCACUUCAUUCAACUGGCCUUGGCAGACCCACGCUGUUAUGAAAGGAAGUGUCUUACAGAAGUUGAAUCCACAGUUGGUUGAUGGACACCUGUCCUACUUUUUGGGUGCAAUUGGCAUAACAGGCCUCACUGCACUGCUGGGAAUGAGGGAAAAGGGUCAUGUGUCCAAAGGGGCUAAUCAGACUUUGGUGGUGAGUGGUGCAGCCGGUGCCUGUGGCUCCAUAGCUGGACAGAUCGGCCGGCUGGACGGAUGUGCCAGGGUUGUUGGGAUCUGUGGUUCUGAGGAGAAGUGCAAAGCUUUAGUGGAAGAUUUGGGCUUUUCUGCUGCCAUCAACUAUCGCCAAGAUGAUGUGCCAGCAAAGCUCAAAGAGUGCUGCCCUGAUGGCAUUGAUGUUUAUUUUGAUAAUGUGGGAGGUGCCAUCAGUGAUACUGUCAUUGAACAGAUGAACAAUGGCGGCCAUGUAAUCCUGUGCGGGCAGAUCUCACAGUACAACAAGGAUGUUCCGUAUCCUCCUCCCCUGAAUGAUAAGACACAGGAAACUCUGCAAGAAAAACACAUCACCCGGGAGCGAUUUAUGGUGCUCAGCUACAUGAGCCAAGCAGAAGCUGCCCUCUGCGAGCUGAGCCAGUGGGUUAAGUCAGGCCAAAUCAAGGUGCUGGAAACUACGGUGAACGGCAUUGAAAAUAUGGGAGUUGCAUUUUGCUCUAUGAUGAAAGGAGGAAACAUUGGCAAGCAAAUUAUAAAGAUAUCAGAGUGAAGAAAAUCACUUCCAGCAGAGGAUGCUCUCACCAGACGCCUUGGGAAAUUAACACACAGUUGCCUCUCUGUUACUGUCAUUAACACUAACUUAAUGAACACUGGUAAGACAUUAAAUUACUGACUCAAUGCCAGCUGAUUUACAAUGUAGAACCAUUAAUGAAAAAUCACACCAUGUUCUGUAAAACUAGAAAAAUAAAAUGUAAAGAGUGUAGAGAAGUCAGAUAAAUCUUGCAUUUUAAUACUAACAUUUUGAAGUUUGUGUGGCCGUAUGGUACUUUUUUAUUAUUAGAUGGUUUCAAAUCACAUCUAAAGCCUUCCAGUGUACAAAAAGCACCAUAAUAACAAUAAAAACACAUCAGAAGACG